Tetrahymena thermophila SB210 is the source of this 7593-nucleotide messenger RNA. RefSeq names its product transmembrane protein, putative. NCBI's taxonomy places the organism in Eukaryota, Ciliophora, Oligohymenophorea, Hymenostomatida, Tetrahymenidae. The transcript has 14 exons. The record is from RefSeq and is a predicted model, not a curated record.
AUGUUAAAUAAAAACUAUAACAAAUAUUAUAAAAAAGUGACCAGAUUUUAUAAUAACUACAUAAUUAGCAGUUACUUGAAGAUCCCAAAAACUAAUAUACUUCUAAUUAAUACUAUUUUAACUGAUCAAUAAGGCUAUUAGAUAGGAAGUUUUGUUUAUUACAACGAUAUUUCUAAGAAUUAAGAUAACAUAGUUAAUGCAAUCAAGCCUGAUUUUACUAUCAGAUAAAUGAAGUUUAUAGAAAGAACUAACAAAAUCCUAGCUAUCUCAUACUAUUCUGUAAUAAUUGCAGAUCCCUAUUCUUUAUAGGCAGAGUAAAAGCUAGUCUUUGAAAUGAUUUAGUCUGUUGACUUAAUAAAAGACUCUAAUUAUGCAAUAAUUUCUUCUAUCACUUGUUAGAGCUAUAUUAUUGACACAGUAAAUUUGUAACAAGUUGUUUCAUUUGAUGUUUGCUAAUAUGGGACAGAUGCCUUUUCUAAUAAUAUUUUCUCAAAAGCAUUUAAACUCUAAAAUGGUUUAUCAUUCAUAGCUAUCUUAGAUAAUUAACAAGGUAUUUAAACAUGGACUUUCAACUCUACUUCUACUUCUAUUUAAUUUAAUGGAUAUUUGCCACAACCAGCUUCUAAUGGCGUGUAUUUUGACAUAGACAUUCAUGAUAAAUAUGGCAUACUGUUUACAAUUGGAUCAAAUUAUUAAAUAACUACAUUUCAAAUAUAAAACUAGAAUAAUUAUUUUAAUUAUUAACAAUUAAGCAGCAUAAAUCUUGUUAAUACCAAUAACUAAAAUUUAACUAAUGUUAAAUAUGUUAUUUAGGAAACACCUUUAGGCUAUUAAUAAAGUCUCUAUCUUAGUGAUAUUAAUACAAUUUAUAGAUUAGAUUUUUAGUUUAAUUUAGAUCCAACAAAUCAAAUUGUUCAAUAAAUAGUCUUCACAAAUCAAAAUAAACCAGUUUAAUCUAAUCCAACAGCCUUUACUUGUUCUUAUGAUUAUGUUUAGGAUACCUUCCAAAGUCGUUAGUAUUACUUAAAUACAGCAUUUACAAAAUUGUACGAAGUAGAUUACAAUUAAGUUAAGUACUUUGUAACAGCUUAGUCAACUUCUUUAUAUGUUGCUAAAGAUAGUUUGAGUGGAUCAUUCGUUGAAACAGACUAACUUUAAUAUUAUGUAAAAUAAUAUCCUAACUCCUUCAUUAAAGUUUAAAAUUGCCCUCUUUGCUUUAUCACUUUAAUAUAAAAUUAUUGGGCAAAUUUGUGGUAUUUUUAUAAUUUAAAUCUUGACUAAGUUAACUAAAAUAUUGAUGCCUACUAUGAUGGAUAAAAUUCAAUUUGGGUUCUGAUUGGUCUCCCUUUUAAAUAUAAUAAUGAAAAUUAUUUAUUUGGAAUUCUUGAUCCUUGUAAUUUAUUGUUUAAAACUUUAUCAUCUGAUAAUCAAGAUGAUAACAUAAAUAAAACUUGCUAUGCUUUAUAUUCUCAUCCUAAUUAGCUAAUAAUAGGACUUGAUAUUUAUGGAAAUGUUUAUGCUUGGAACUCUUAAAAAAUUGAUUAAUUCAUGUUCAAAAAAACGAUAACUGGAUAUUCAUGCUUGAACUCAGGUAUUGGGCAACUUUAUAAUUAUGGAGCAAAUAUUUAUCUUAUCGCAGUUUGUGAAGAUUAUUAAGUAAUUAGCUAUAAUAUAAUGACAGAGAACACAUAAAUCUUAGUUAAACUCAAUUCUAAACCAAAUCAUAUUAACUCUUUUGAAGAGUCUAAUUUACUUGGGAUUGGAGAUAGAGACACUAGUGAAAUUUAUUUAUAUCAAUUUAAUUAAUAAACUGGCUUAUUUACUAUUUUUAUGAAUUUCCUUAACAAUUAAAAUAAAGAUAAAUCUAUUAAUUUAACCUUUUAUCCAGAUACUUAGUUGCUAUGGAUUUAGUAUUAGUAUAGUAAUAUCUAUAUUCCAAUUGGAAAUUGCUUAUAAAAUGUUAAUAAUUGCUUAAAUUGUUCGAUGGACUUUUAUUUUAAAACUAAUGAAGUUUAGUUAUCUGAUUAGUCUUAUGGGUUAGGUACUAUUGAUUCUCCUUUUACAACUUCUAAAGGUUUAAUAUAAGCCUUUUUAUAAAUGCAAUAUUAUAGCUAACUAAUUUUUGGAAUAAAAUCGAUACAAGCCAAUUUUUACAUAGACCCAUCUAAUAAAAUAACAAUUUAUUAAGAGCUUUUAGGAAUUUCAAAUGCUAAAAUGAUUAAUUUAAGGAUGGUAAGUACAAAUCCUCUAGCUUUAGCAUAAAUUUUGGUUUAAAAUAUAUUAAUAUUCUCAAAUUUUUUAUAAAUUAAUUUAGAAAAUAUUUUAGUCAUAUAUAAUUUUUCGAAUAAUUAAACUUAAUAAUGUGGGAUGUAAUUUGAAAGUAUCAUUUAAUAAGUCACAAUUAAUAAUGUUAAUCAUCAAUCCUCUAAUUCUUCAAUCAAAUGCUACUCUAUUCUAGUGAACAACUCAACUGUAGUUUUAUCUAAUAUAAUUAUAUAAAAUGAAGAUUUUUCUAAUUUUGAAAAAAUGAUAUAAAUUUAGAAUUCUUAGCAAAUUACACUUAACAAUAUUUAGAUUAUUAAAAGUAUUCUAAAUAGCCAAUUCAGUAUUUUAUCAUAACAAAAUGAUGUCAAAGUAAUAAUAAAUAAAGUUUUAGUCUAAGAUAACAUAUGUAAUACCGAUGAUACAUCUUAAAACUAAUAAAUAGGACAGUUAUUUUAGGCUAGCUAAUAUCAAGUUGAUGAUAUGCAAAUUUUAUCUAAUAAAUUUUGCAACCUAAGAAUAUUCUCAACAAUAAGCAAUAUAAACUAGCUUAAUUAUGUUUUUUCUUUUAACAACAUAAUUAUUCAAAAGAAUUAGUUUUUGACUAUCUCAUCCUAUCUAUUUUUCAAUGCAAUUUACUAUUUUAAUCUUUUACCUAUGCAUACACUUAUACUAACAAACAUUUAUUGCUCAGAUAACCACUAUGUUCCUAAAUAAACAAAUCAAGCAAAUAUCAACAUCUCAAUAACUUAGUUUUUUUAAAUCAAUAAAUUAAAAAAUAUUACUAUUUCAAAUAUAACAUUCAUGAAUCAUUAUGAAAUUGCUUUCUCAACAAUUUCUUAAUCUUAAUAGGCCAUAUUAUAUAACAUAUCCUGUCUUAAUGAUCUAAGCUAUUAGUAAAGUAUUUCAGCUAAUUUCCCUUAUGCAGGCUGUACUUCAUUUAAUGAUAUCAAUAUUCUAUAAUUAAAUGUAUUUAAUUCAAGUUUUAUAAGAGGAGUAGAUAAUUCCAUUUUAGAAAUUAUCAACUAAAGUUAUGAGAAUAAUCUGAUUAAUUUAACAAAUAUUUCAGUAUAAAACUCCUAGUUUUAUUAGAAAUAAGUAAACUCGUAUUCAAAUCCUAUAUUCAUCUCAUCAGAAUAUUAUUCAAAUAUAAGUAUAUCUCUUUCCCAUUUUAAUAAUAACACAUUAAACGGUCUUCUAAACUCAUAAACUUAUUCAACUACUGGAAUCUAAAUAAUUAACUCUUUAGGAGAUAUUUACUUAAAUAACAAUACUUUCAGUAAUUCAAAGUCUAAUUCCUUUUAUAAUUAUUUGUAUUUUUAGAUUAAAAAUGCAUUUAUAAACAACAUUAAUUUUUCUCAGUCUUCUUUUGAUUUUUCAGACAAUCCUACUUUAUUUACUUAAGAAGGUGGAUGUAUAAGAAUAAAAUCUAAUUAUUUGCAAAUAAAAAAUAGUUAAUUUAGUUAAUCAACAUCUAAAAUUGGAUCUUUUAUCUAUAUUGAACCCCUAAGCUAGUAAUUAUAGAUAAUUAUUUAGCAUUCAUCCUUCUCACAAGGAUAUUCUAGCAAUGAUGGUGCUGCUAUAUAUAUAAACUCUCAAAAUACUUAAUUUGAUUUACAGAUAUAAUAUACCAAUUUCACAGAUAUUUAUGCUUUAUCUGAAAAUUCUAAUGCCAUAUCAGUUUUAUAGAACUCUCCUCAAACAUAAUCAAAUAUAUUAAACAAAAUAACUUUUACAUAAUUGUAUGUUUAAAAUUUAAUGGGUUUAAUUAAUUCAUCUUUCUUGAAAGUGAUUAACUCUUUAAUUACCAUUUAAGGAAUGAUAGCAACAAAAUUGAGUAUUUAAAAACUACCAGAUUUAUUAAGCGUUUAUUAAGAUAAAAUAUCUUAGCUGACUAUAUUAGAUUUUUAGAAUACAAAUAUUACUUUAUUAGAUUGCGAGUAUUUUUCUUUGUAAAGUUUAGCAUCCUCUAGCUUCCCGCUUUUGAUUAAAUCAAUUAACUCUUAAAUUUAAAUAAUCAAUACUAAUACUUAUUCAUCAAAUUUUUCAUAGAGUUUAAUAGACCUCAAUUAAGGAUAACUAACUAUCAUAAAAUCUAAAUUCUACAAUUUAACUUAGGUACUUCCCAAAUCUAGAGUAAUACAACAAUCAUCCAAUAAUUAAUUAAAUAACCAAUUCAACUCACUUAUUAAAUUAACUAAUGGAAAUCUAAAAGUUUUAGAUAAUUCUGUUUUUAACAAUAUUAAUUGUCAAACAAAUUGUUAUGGAUCUUCAAUUCUUCUAAACUAUUCUUCAUUUCAAAUCUAUGACAGCUAUUUUAUGAAUUCUUUAGCAUUAAAUGGAGGAGCAAUAUCACUGUUUGGCUUAAAUUCUACCAAUAAUAUUAUCAAUAAUACUAAUUUUAUAAAUAAUCAAGCUACAAAUAAUGGUGGAGCUUUGUAUUUACAACUAUUUGAGAAAGAUGUAUUUUAAAUAAAUAUGAAUAGAUCUUAAUUUAUUGAAAAUAAAGGUCUCUAAGGAUAUGGAGGAGCAUUUUAUAUUACAUCAUAAUCUGCAAACUCAUAAAGUUAAUAAAUAAUUUUGUAAGAUUGUUAAAUAUUACAAAAUAGAGCUAAAGUAGGAGGUGGAAUAUACAACUAAGGUAUUAAUCCUGUUGUUGAUUCAAAGUCUUUGGUAGAGCAUAAUUUAGCAAUCCAAUAUGGAGAUGAUAAAUUUUCAUAUCCUUCAUAUUUAGAAUUGAUAAAUCAAUCAAGCUUUAAAAAUGAAAUUAAUAUGUAGACAAUCAUUUUAUAUUAAUUUAAAAGCGGUGGAAGUCUUCCUGAAUUCGUAUUUCAAUUAAGAGACAGCAGCAAUAAACCUGUGACUUAAAUUGACGGGUAAUCAUAUCAAGCAAAUAUUUAAAUAAGUAAUAGAACAAGCUAAAAAGAUAAAUAUUAUUUUAGAGGAAACUCAUAAAUUGCCAUGGAUGUAAAAUAAAAUAUAUUCAAAUUUGAUCAAAUUGAUUUUAUAGGAAUACCAGGUUCUUAGUCUUAUAUAGAAUUUACGUCAGAUACAAUUAGAAAUUACAAUAAUUAUACUCAUUAGUAUGAUUCAAACUAUUCAUUUAUAGUGUAGGUCAACUUUAGAAACUGCUAAUAUGGGGAAUAUAUAAAUUAGUACAACAAUUACUAAGAAUGCUAAACAUGUGAGGAUGGUAAAUAUACACUAGAUUAUACAGCAUGUUAUGAUUGUCCUAUAGGGGGUACCUGUAAAGAAGGCAUAAUUGAAUUAAAAGAAGGUUAUUGGAGAGACUAGUAAUAUAGUGAUAAUAUAGUAUUUUGUACAAAUAGACCAUAAAAUUGUAUUGGAAACACUUAUGGAAACAAAGUUUGCAUAAAUGGAAAUAUAGGACCACUUUGCGAAGAAUGUGAUAUAUAUGGAGAAUAUUGGUAAGAUAGUUAUACAAGGAAAAAUAAAUAUGAAUGUAUCAAAUGCAAAGAAAUCAAAGAUGAUUCAUGGAAGUUAAUUUUAAGUGUUUUUUGGAUUUUAUUUUCAGUUCUCCUAACAGUAAAAAGUGAUAAAAAAAAUUAAUAAAGUAGAAUUCUGUAAUAUGCCUUUUUCAAAAAUAUAUAAACUAAUGCUAAGUCUACAAAAUAACAGAUUUACUAAUAUUAAUAGCAGUCUAAGGUUUAUAUAAAAAUUCUAACAAAUUACAUAUAAAUCAUAUCUUCAGUUUUUGCUUUCAAUUUAAAUUUUGAUUAAUAAAUACUUUAAAUAACUCAUUAUCUAGGAGCUCCAGUUUCAACUUCUGUUGAUUAUUUUGAUUGCAUUUUAAAAGAUUCUACUUUAAAUAUACCUUUAAUUUAUCAGAAGCUUAUAAUUUUAAUUAUAUGCCCAUUUUUGGUGAUGAUUAUUUAUUUAGCAUAUGAAGCUGUUCAUCAAAAGCUUAUCAAUAAAUCAAAAAAAUUUUAUCAUUAUUCAUUAUACUGUGCUUUUAUAUUCUUAUUUAUCUACCUUCAACCUGAUUUAGUAUAUUAAAUGAUUAGUCUACUCUCUUGUAGAUAAGUUGGAUAAAAUUAAUACAUAUUAGCUAACAUGAAUCAUUAAUGCUUUACAGAAACAUACAAUUUUUAUAGCCAAAUCUUAGUCAUACCAUCUUUAAUAGUUUGGGUGAUUAUUUUUCCUAUGAUUUUAUUCAUACAGAUUUAUAUUUCAAAGAAAAAGUUUAGCUUGAACAAUAUUUAAGUAAAUCUAAAGUAUGGGUUUUUAUACUAAGAAUAUAAAGAAAGUGCUUACUAUUGGGAGUUUGUUAAAAUUAUUUAGAAAACAGUAAUUAUUAUAGUUUUAAAUUUUUAUUCUUAAGCUUUAAUUGUGAAAGGUAGUUUAGUUUAUAUAGUCAUUCUGUUUUAUCAGUUACUUGCUACAAAAGUAAAGCCUUACUAAAUUGAUUAGCUGAAUAAAAUAGAUAUUUAUUCAACAAAAGUUUGUGGACUCAGUAUUUUAUUUUGCAUAUUCAUAAGCAAUAAUUAAUAUUACUACUUUUAAGUGUGUUACUUUAUUAUAAUAAUAGCUCUAAACUUGUUAUUUAUACUUAAUAUAGGAAUAAAAAUAAUAAAACAUAAAUAAAAUUAAAUUAUUUAAUUUUUUUAAAGAGCGUCACUUAAAUGUCCAUAAAUUUAGAGAUGCUUAAGGUUUAACCUAUAAAAAAAGUAAAUAAAUCCAUAAUUGAAAUAAAAAUUGAAGAAACAGUUUACCCAUUUUUUAAAUUUAAAUUUAUCAUAAAGAAAAGACUUAUUAUAAUCUCUUAAAAUUUCAAGAGGUAAUUAUUAUUUUAAAUAAUUUAUUUUUUUAACAAUUUUAUAAAUUAAUAAUCAAUUAGCAUAGCUAAAUUCAGAAGUAAUUGAAAAAAAUAAAAACUUUUUCUUAGCAGGUAGCCCAUAAUAUGAAUUUUCUCCAAAUCUCUAUAACUUAAAAGAAGAAAGUGAUAUUGUAUAAUCAAAUGCUUUGUCAUCAAUUGGUUAAGUCUAAUCUAUUAUAGCAAUAGAAAAUAACAAUUAGAAUGAAAUUAAUAAAAAAAUUAAUAACUACUUUAAAAAGAAAUGUAAACAUUAUUUCUUAAUUUUUUAUCAUAUUAAUAAUCAAAUUUAAAAUAAAGAACAAAAUAUAGAUCUAAAAGAAAUAUAACUUUCUGAGUUCAAUAAGACUUAAAAAACCUAAACAAAUUAGCAAAACCCAUUUAUUUUAGAUAAUAAAUUAUCUUAAUUACAAGCAGAUAAUGAUGAUAUUAUGUUUAUCUCUCAAAUGGAAUAAGUUUCCUAAUUUCACUAAAAUUAAAAAAAAUAAAAUUAUUGA